Chanos chanos (milkfish) is the source of this 4749-nucleotide messenger RNA. RefSeq names its product KIAA0947-like (H. sapiens) (gene ice1). The transcript is spliced from 22 exons. NCBI's taxonomy places the organism in Eukaryota, Metazoa, Chordata, Actinopteri, Gonorynchiformes, Chanidae. The record is from RefSeq and is a predicted model, not a curated record. Bases 1 to 4749 code for a protein of 1582 amino acids.
AUGAUGCCAGGGGAGAACCAGUCCAAAACUGGAGGAAUUGCCUCGGAAGCGACUUCUGACACUUGUCAAAACUGUACUGUUUUAAAUCAGACAUUAGAUGACUAUGUAGCGGCAUUUCUGACGUUGAAACAGAAGAUCAUCGACACAGACCAUUUGCUGAGUGAAUAUCGGGAGAAAUGUGAUGAGCUUCAAAAAUCUCAAAGGGAGAGCAGCAAGUUGCACAAACAGUUGGAUGAAGUGCUGCUGAAACUGUCUCCUUUAGAGAAACAGAAUGCUGAAUUUGAGGCAACAAAGGCAGAGCUGGAAUCAACAAAGGCCGCUUUGAAGACCUAUCAGAAAAAGUCUGAAGAGGUAGACAGUCUGAAAGAGGACAAUAGCAGGAUAUUUGUGCUAAAAGAGAGGGCUGAAGACUCCUUGAAAAAAGCUGAAGAAACUGCACAGCAGCAAAUUCACAAGAAUUUACAGUUAAACACCGAAAAGAAAGCCCUUGAAGAGGAACUACAGAAAGCUAAGGUUUCUCUGAAGAUAUGCCAGCAAGCAGCAGAGGAGAUGGAGGCUCUGAAAGUGGAAAAUGCCAAAACAUUAAUUCUAAAGGGGAAUCUUGAAAAUCAGUUGAUUAUUCUUGAAGAUACAAAGCUUAAGCAGAAUCAAGAAAUUACUAACCUGAAAAACGAGAAGAAAACACUAGAAGAAAAACUACUGAAAACUCAGCAAAAGCUGGAAAAGCUGGAGAAGGAGUUUUGCAAAGAGAAGAAAAGUACCUCAAGUCAAACCGAGGCUGAAGCAAAAGUUGAUAAAUCUAAAGUCAGACAGCUCUUAGAGGAACUGUGGCAUUGUGUGGAACCUCGGUCAUCGCCAAACUCUAACGCAUUACAUUUCUCUGGUUACUCUGUACCAGACUCCAGAGCUCAAAACAUGUGGACCUCACCCAAAAAAACCCAGAUCAAAAGGACUUGUCAGACAGUGCUACCAAGCCCGCCGAGGAGACAGAGGAUGCCGUCGGUUUUCCAGAGCCCAUCUGCAAAAGUUGAUCGGGAUGCAUCUAACAGCCCUAGUUCAGCAGACUUGGAUGAUGACCUGUCGACUGAUAAGAGGACUCGGCCUAGUGUUGAGGACCGCUCAAAUGUGGAUUUCAGUCAUCAUGGUCCACCAGUCAUUCAACCUGAAUCCAAGGACUUCUCUCCGUCUUCUGGAUUGUCAAAUCACCAGACCUUAGACACCUGUGUGGAGAGCAAAUCGGUGACAACGGAGUGUAUUUCUACAUGUAGCACAGUAAAAUCUGAUGCUUCAAAAAGCCACAAAGAAAUUGAAAAUUCUGCAACUGUUCAUAAAGGUCUGCCCUUUGGACAAGGGGAUGUACCUUCAGAAUACCAAUGCGUGAAUCCUCAGAUGGCAUCUGGUGAUUCUCUCGCCUGUGCUCAUGCCAGAAAAUGCCUUUCGGUCUUAUCGGAGACCACAACACCUCUCACUGCUGUGCCAGAGUCACUGGAAAACUCAUUUACAGACGGCGAAGCUAUGGAAGUAGAAGGCUCGUCUGAGAUUAAGCAAUCGGGCAAAGACACGGUGCUGAGUUUACAGAACGGACAGGCUGCACUGCAGCCUCCUUUUGGAAAGUGUGACAUAAAAUUGGAAAUGGGGUGUCAGUCCCUCACCCACACAGAGUUUACAGAUCAGAAUAGCAAUCCGUCAAAACCUGGCGCACCAAAUGCAUUGAAAGAUCGACCAGAAAAGGAAUCGGAAGGUUCAAAACAUACUGAGUCCAGUGAAGUAGACAAAAUGCUAUCAGAUUCUUCAGAUAAUAAAUCAGUAGUGAACACGGACGUGACAGUUUUGGAGGUCGAAGACAGGGAUUCAUUUCAAUGCAACGGAAAUGAGCGGAUGCCGGAAAACCCCGACCUUACUGAAGGGCAUUCUAACGAGAAAGCAAAUAUACCAUCUAGUACUGUAGAACCGAUUCCAGAUGCAUGCUCACAGACAGAGGAGGAAAAGGAAGAACAGGAAUUGCCAAGCAGUUUUCAACAAGAGACAGCCAUGGAGAGUAGUGAAACUGUGAAACCUAGUUCAUCGAUUUCAGUCGGAUCACUUUUAUCAGAGAGCCUGGAGGAGGAUCGUUGUUCAGAUUUGUCUGUGGGUGGAAAUGAGAUCAGUACAAAAUCUGAAAUUAAGAACAGAGCUGAGUCAGCUGACUCAGAUAAUGAAAAGCAGAGUGCCGCAUUAUGUCAUAAAUUAUCUGUCAGUGAAAAACAAUGUGAAAAAACUUACAGUAGGAGUGAAAGGUCUACCUCCGAUGGACAGUCUUGUCCUGACAAAAUCAGUGAACCAACUUCACGUGAAUUUUCAGAGAAAAGUAAAUCGUCCAGUGAUGGGGAGUGCAUUGGACUCCAGCGACAAAACAGCGUAAGACCUGGACCCGUAGUUCCCACCGGGAAUUUUCCAGAGAAUAAGGGAGAUUCCAUGGAAGAGGAGUUGAGUACAGUUACAGCAACUGAGAAACAGAACAGGUGUUCAGAGGAUGGCGUGCCCACUCAACAGACUUUUGAAGUUUUGCUCAGUUCCUCAAAUAUGAAGAGUGGCUGUCAGGAUUUAUCAGUAAAAGAGAGACCCGAGAAAGACUCACAAGACCCCCUCAAAAAACCUAGGCAAGGCAGUGAGAAGGCUGACCAAUUAAAAGAGAACAGAAUAUCUGAGGAAACUAGUGUCAGUAUUGACAACUCUGAACAACUCAGAACAACUGUCUGUACAGUCAAUGCUCAACAUGGGACAAUAGAGGACUCCAGUAACUCCAGAAAUAGCCAUCAAGAUGAGAUUUCGCCACGCACAGUUGUAAUGGAUUUGUUGAAGCAUGCAGGUGUGGAAAAAGGUGUUCAUCUAGCAGGUGUAAUCUCCGUAAAGUCCUUAAAUGCAACACCAUCCCCAGAAUCUUUGGGAAAAGCUCGUGCCGAAAUGGGACCGCCGCUACGUCCUGUUGUUAUGCCGUUGACCGCAACUCCUCCAAGAUUUGGAAAAUAUUACAGUCCAUUGAGGCAUGUCCCUGAAAAGCUAUCCUCACCAUUGGCUGUACCGAUCUCCCCCUUACAACAGACUUCUGUACCUCAGGAUUACUCUGAGAAGUCUCCUUGUCUUGGUACAUCAUCCCCCAACUGUGGUGUGCCUUCCUCUCCAUUGCAGUUUGGGUCAGCUACACCAAAGCAUGCCGUCCCUGUCCCAGGUAGAUUGCCCUCGUCAGCAAUCUGCUCCUCGUCCCCCAGUUCUUCUCAGGAGAAUUCAAUGCAAAUGCUUGACACCAUGUAUCCAGAACUCUCAGCUCGUGCACGGACUCUUAACAUACUCCGUGGAAACGUUAACCUUAAUAGGCCUUCAUCUGAGAACAAAACUCCUCCUCCAUCUGUUAGUCAGAUAUCGGGAAACAAAACAAUCACUUCUUCAUCUACAGCUUUCACCAAAACAGAACAGAAAGGUAAAAGGACAGGAGUCAGCAUGCAUUUACCGAAGAGUGCCAAGAGACUGCGACUUGACAACUGUUCUCCCGUGCCUUCUGACGCUGCAUCACCAACAGAGCUAUCGACAAAUCCUCAACCAGUUGAUAAAGUGGAAUCUCCCGAAUCACCCAAUCAGAGUAUUCCAGCAGCAAGUUUUGAAGAAGAGCACUGCGCUAGAAUGCCACCCAAGGAUGACAUUAGCAACAAGCAGUUAGUAAUUUCGGAGGCUUUGAAGAAAGUCGAAACGUCUUGUUUUGAUGUCUUACCCGUAAUCAAAAGUCACGUGUUCCUUGGGAGAGUCUCUCAAGUUCCAGUCUUGAGGGAUGAAGAGAAGGCGGUCAUUUCCAAUUUCUGCACGACGCAUCAGUCCUUUGCAGAAGACUUCUUGUCUGCCAUCUUGUCCAAAAUGAAGGCUGAGAAAAGCAUUCUGAGUGACGAUCAUUUACAGUGUCUGUGUAGAGUCUACACAGGCAUUUGUCGUCAAAGGAAGGACUGGCAAAAAGUACACGCCCUCGCCUACAGCGUUUUGAAAGAAGACUUCCCUAAUGCAGCCAAGCUGAUUUUGUUCAUGGUGACUACGUGGCCUUCUGUCCUCUCCCAUCAAAGUGCUGUCUGCAAGGCUGUCCACACGGUUACCAACCUAAAAGCAGAGGGAGAGAUUUUGGAGUAUCUCACUGCUUAUCUGAACUGGGACAAGAACCCUCCCUUUGAGAUCCAGCAGAUUAUCAGCAGAUCUCUGAGAGCACUCCAAGAGGAUAAAGAUCUCAAAUUUCAGAGCCAUGAACGGCAUGGAGAGGACCUCUGCCAGGCUACGUGGGAUUAUGUGUUUGCUGUGGAUCUUCUCUGUGCUCAUCAAAAAUGGAAGUGGACCCACGACAACAUAAUUGGAAAAGAGCUUUGGCCAGUAAUGAAUACAUGGGUGACCCAACCAAGAUCUCAGCAGACUCCCAUUAGAGACAUAUCUGUUGCUGCAGUACUGAGGUUAAUUGGGCGUCUUGGACAGCUGGGGAUCAAGGAAAAACUAUGCAAAUCAGUUCAAAACGUUGCAAAUGCCAUCAACCUCUUUGGUAAACACGGCAAAGCAGAAGGUGUACCAUGGACAGUACAGUUAUCUGCCAUCUAUGCUAUCUAUGAUCUGUCGCCUAGCAACCCCAAAAAUGCCUUGGACGCCCUUGCAUCAUGGCGUGGGGACACGACACAACCGGUGCCCCCUGCCGUUACUAGCUGCAUCACGCAGAUUGGCUCCUUGUGUCGUCAGAUCAAAUCCUGA